Molecule: messenger RNA, 2064 nt
Organism: Caenorhabditis briggsae
Lineage: Eukaryota; Metazoa; Nematoda; Chromadorea; Rhabditida; Rhabditidae
Exons: 5
Coding region: 1-2064 (687 amino acids)
Source: RefSeq, a predicted model, not a curated record
AUGAAAUGCUCUAAUUUAGAAGAUUACACUAGAAUUUACAUGAUCAAUGAUGUGCUACUAUUGGCAGAUGUCUUUGAGAAUUUCAGAAACUUGAGUCUAAGGGUUUAUGAACUUGAUCCUUGUUGGUAUUUCACUAGUCCUGGAUUAGCUUGGGAUGCUAUGUUAAAAAAGACUAAAGUAGAAUUAGAAGUACUUCAAGAUGUUGAGAAAUACUUGAUGAUUGAGAAGGGAAUAAGAGGUGGUAUUGUUAAUGCGGUCAAAAGAUAUUCUAAGUUUGUGGUUCAAUCAUUGAUUGAUGUUCUCAAUGGUGAGAGAGAAGACAUGUGUUUGAAAAUAGAUGAUUACAUCGACUAUUUGAAUAAUUUAGGUAGAGGAUGUAUUUUCGAAGUAGACUUAGAAUAUCCUAAAGAAUUACACUCAAUGCACAAUGACUUUCCUCUGUGUCCAGAAAAUGUGAAAAUUGAUAAAGUCAAGAAGUUGUGUAACACAUUAUUCAAUAAAGAGAAAUAUGUUAUUCAUUAUACGAAUUUGCUGCAGUGUAUCCAAUUAGGUCUUAAAGUGAAAAAAAUUCAUAGAAUUCUGACCUUUAAAGAAAGUGAUUGGCUCAAAGAGUAUAUUGAGAUGAAUACUAAUCUAAGAAAAACAGCAAAAAAUGAUUUUGAGAAAGAUUUUUUCAAACUGAUGAAUAACUCAGUUUUUGGAAAAACUAUGGAAAAUGUUAGAGAGAGAGUAGAUGUACGUUUAGUUACUGAUGAAAAUAAAAUAGUUAAGUUGGCUUCAAAACCAAACUACAAAAGAACAAUCAUGUAUAACAAGGAGUUGUCUGCUGUAGAAAUGGAGAAAAUCAAUAUAACACUUGAUAAACCUAUUUAUGUCGGUUUUGCUAUUCUAGAUCUUAGUAAGUGGUUGAUGUAUGACUUUCAUUACAAUGUUAUGCAGAAGAAGUAUGGAGAUAAUAUUAAUUUGUGUUAUCAAGAUACAGACUCUCUUAUCUAUGAAAUUUUUACACCUGAUCUUUAUGAAGAUAUUCAGAAGGAUUCCAUCUUGAAGAAUGAAUUUGAUUUCAGUGAUUAUCCACCCUGUCAUCACUUAUACUCUACAGAAAAUAAAAAAGUAGUUGGCAAAUUCAAGGAUGAAUUAAAUGGUUUAGUAAUGGAAGAACUUAUAGCCCUUCGUCCAAAACAAUAUGGAUAUAAAAUUGCUGAAGAAACACGUGAAAACUUUAGAGAGUAUUAUAAUAAGAAGAGUCAAGAAGAAAAAAAGAAUCCUAAACUCCCAAAGGUACCAAAACCUGGAGAUGAAAAAGAAGUAAGCAAUAAUAACCACAGUGAUGACUUCCGAAGUCUUGAAUUUGAAAUGUUGAACUCAAUAUUUUUAUGUUAUCUUCUCCAUUUUUCAAAUAUUCUUGAAGUUUUAAAGGUGGAUCUAAUCCGAACGAAUCAAACAAUAAGGGUAAAAUCAAUUGAUACUAAUGACGAUAUUAUUCAAGUGACAUUUUGUAAAGAAAUUGAUGAUUCUGACAUUGAAUUUGUUGAUCUAACACAUUUUGAUGGAUUCAAGACAAGUUUAGCUCUUACUCAAGGACAAAUACCCAUCAGAAUUAAACAAUUUGGAGACAAGAUUUGGUAUUACAAGAACGAUCCAAGUGGGGGAAUAAUUUCUAGUAGCCUAGCACUACAUCCUAUGGCUAAUAAUGUUGCUAAUUUCAAAAACUUUGAAGAGUUCGAUCUAAAUUUCUUAGAUGAUAAAGUAAUCUUUCAUGAACAUAUCCUCCUUGAUACAAAAACGAAUAUAGAGGAAGAAUUAAUUAAUGAGAUGCGAGAAAAAGCUGAUACUAGCAUUCAAUUACACUCAAAUAGUCAAGAUGGUAGAUCUAUUUGGAUGGUCCUUUCUCCAAAAACAUUCUUUAAAUCCGAAGGAUCCGGGAAUCUUCGAUUCUUUGAUUCAAGAAAAAAUAGAAAUCCGAGAAAUAGGAAUUCAAUUUUUGUGAGAACAAAAAAUCAUGAAGAUGUUGAACUGCAAGAUUUCAGAAAUGAACAUAGAAGAUCUCUUGUUGUAGACUAA